This is a messenger RNA of Lutra lutra (Eurasian river otter), 861 nucleotides long. RefSeq names its product ubiquitin-associated protein 2-like. Gene Ontology annotation, cellular component: cytoplasm; nucleus. The record is from RefSeq and is a predicted model, not a curated record. Lineage: Eukaryota; Metazoa; Chordata; Mammalia; Carnivora; Mustelidae.
AUGGCCGUAACUGAUGAUUUCACUCAGACUAGAGCAGCCGGAUGGACAGUGCACCUUGCCCCCUGCCACAGCCCCGGAUGCGCCUGCGGUUCCGCAUUGACGUUGCCCCUGCGGUUCCGCAUUGACGUUGCCCCUGUCCUCAAAGCAAAGAGCUUUCCCUUGUACCAUCAUCAUCCUUCAUGCAAGAGCAUCCCAUUUCCCACUCCCACCACUCUGCUGACUGGGAGGGAUGGUAGCCUGGCCAGCAACCCUUACUCUGGUGACCUCACAAAGUUUGGACAUGGGCAUGCCUCCUCCCCAGCCACAGCUUUGGCCAAACCUCAAUGGAACGAGACUCAGACUCACCACACUAUGCAGCAGGCAUUCCUGAAACCGGCACUGCCUCCUGGCUAUGGUUAUACCAGCCUGUCAUACUACACAGGGGUUCCUGGCCUCCCCAGUGCCUUCCACUAUGGGCCUGCUGUGUUCCCUGUGGCUCCUACAUCUUCUAAGCAGCAUGGUGUGAAUUUCAGUGUAAAUGCAGCCACCCCUUUCCAACAGCCAACUGGAUAUGGGUCUCACGGAUGCAACACUGGUGUAUCAGUCACAUCCAGUAACCUGGGUAUGCCUGAUAUCUCAGGUUCUGUGUACUUCAAAACCCAGCAGUCCUUUGAGAAACAACAUUUUCAUUCUGGUAUUUCUGCUGCCUCCUUCAACUUGCCUUUAGCCCUAGGAAGUGGGGGGUCCAUCAAUCUGGCCACAACUGCUGCCUUCCCACCUGCCCCCUUUAUGCAUACUCUGACCGCCCUCCCCCAUCAGCAGCUGCACUCCCAGAUCCUCUACUAUCACCUGCAUCAGGAUGGCCAGACAUGCAGCAGGUAA